This is a messenger RNA of Osmia bicornis bicornis, 3048 nucleotides long. RefSeq names its product sarcolemmal membrane-associated protein (gene Slmap). NCBI's taxonomy places the organism in Eukaryota, Metazoa, Arthropoda, Insecta, Hymenoptera, Megachilidae. The record is from RefSeq and is a predicted model, not a curated record. The transcript is spliced from 2 exons. The coding region runs from base 418 to 2868 and encodes 816 amino acids. Gene Ontology annotation, molecular function: protein binding.
GAAGGUAACCCCCUCUAUCUAACGCAGGUUGAAAACAAGAGUGAUCCAGGCAAAUAGUGGGAGACUUUUUCCUCUACACUUCCCCUUAAUCGAAGGAAGUCUACGUUGGAUACGAGUGUACGUUUGAAGAAACAUGUGAAUUCGUAUGUGAUGAUUCGUUGAAGUUGACAAAUAUUCCGUUCCCAGAACAUCGAAGUACCGCCCUGGUGAUUAAAUUGUAGGAUUGGGUGUGAAUGCUAACUUUCGUAAUAAACUGAUACAUCAGACAAUGUUCAAUGACAUUAAAACGCGUAAUUUUUGCUUUUCGAACUCCCCUUUCUUUGGUGUGUGUUAAUUGUUAAUUAUUAAGUUUUUUUUUUAUACAUGUUUUAAAGUGUGCUCAAAAGGAUUUGUUAUCGUUUGGAUUUUACAUCGGCUAUGGUUGUAGCCAGUGGUGGGUGGGUACAAAAUGCCAGUAUUCCUGCCAAUCAGAAUAAUUCCAACCUGAAUGUAAACACUGCGCAAAAUAACAAAAUGACAGCAAAAGGUAUCUUAAUUUGCCGUGACAAUUCUCAUCCUUUUCAAGAUCGUAUGUUGUCAUUAGAACAAGCUGUUAAAAUUGGUCGUUCCGUAGCACGUGCCAGAGCUACUCCGAACAAUGCAAUUUUUGAUUGUAAAGUAUUAUCUAGAAAUCAUGCGUUAUUAUGGUAUUCUGGUGGAAAGUUUUUUUUGCAAGAUACACGUAGUAGUAAUGGAACAUUUGUUAAUAAUCACAGACUCAGUCCGGCUGGUUUAGAAUCAGCACCUAAAGAAGUAUGUUCAGGCGAUAUAGUGCAAUUUGGAGUAGAUGUGGUAGAGAAUACAAAAAAAGUUACGCACGGAUGUAUAGUUGCAACAUUAAAAUUAUAUUUGCCAAAUGGGAUAGAGGCUAAAGCUAGUCUUAGUACAUCGGUCACAUCGCCGGUUAAUAACGUUUCCCUGGAGGAUUUAUACAAGUUAAAUCAAGUUAUGCAAGAAGCUUCUAGACGCGAGAAGGCGCUUCAUUAUAAGUUAGAAUACCUUCAACAGCUUGUAGAAAAAACUAGAAAAGCUGCUGAUCAGUCUUGGAAAGCGUUAAUAACAGAGGAUCGGUUAUUGUCUUGGGUAGAGACUAUCGAAAGUCAGUUGGCUGUAUAUUCUGAAAAUUACAAAGAGGAUGCUAUGAGAAGCGAAUUAGUGAAACUUCAGGAAGAAAAAGCACAAUACCAAAAUGCAGCAAAGGAGGCAUUGCAUAAAGUAUUUUUAGAAAAAUUAGAGGUAGCUGUAACGUUAUAUCAAACGCAAGCAUGUUUGAGUAAAACAGAAGGGGAGUGUCAAAGUUUGCAUAACGUAGCAAAAUUUGCUCAAAGCGAAUUGCAGGAAGUAUGUAGUAAAUAUACAGAAGCGCAAAAAAAGCUUCAAGAAACUAUGAACAAGCUGGAAGAGUGUGAGAAUAAAAUGAAGGAUACAGUACAAAAUAUGGAACAAGAAAAACGUGAACUUGUAAAAAAACUUGAACAUCAAGCUCAAAUUGAGAAAAAUUUGCAGGCAAGGUUACGUGAUUCUCGAUUAGAUUCUGUUAAUAUAUAUAAACAGAUCACUGCCCUAAAAAAUUACAUGCAAAUUUUACAAGACAUGAAUUCAAAAUUAGUAACAAGUAGCAUGAUGGAUUCAAAGGACGAAGACAAUCCUAUUAAUAUUAUCCUAAAUGAGUUGAAUUCGAUUCAUAUUGAUAACGCAGAGCUCGAUGCAGAAACUAAUCUUUAUCCUUUAAAGGAUGAACAAGAUAAUCAAAUUAAUUCACAAGAUAAUGAUUCGGUUCAGUUGAAAAAUUCUGAUCUUAUCUUUUCAAAAGAACAGUUGGAUGACUCGUUGAGUGAUAAUGAUAAUUUAACAGAAUAUAUUUUACUACCAUCCUCUCGAAGAACGUUGGUUAAUGGAAAUGGAAAUGGAAAUGGAAAUGUAAAUAUAAAUCUAGAUAAUUCAGAUAGCAAUUUAGAAUCUGAUACUAAUUCAGAUGCAACGGAUGAUACAUGCAGUAUUACUAGCGACGAUACAAGUGAAAAAUCUGUUAUAGAAGUUAAAAAAGAAGAAGAGGAAGAAGAAGAUGAUGAUGAAGAAGAAGCUGCUGAGACAAGAGAAAAAAUUUGUCUACCUUAUAUAUCGGAAGGUAAAUUUUCAUCCGAGGAAAGUGACAAACAAGCAGCUUUUCGUUAUUCCGAAAUUGUAGGAAAAUUAAUUGAAAGCGAAGUAACGGUUGAAAGAAGCGUCGAAAGUAUGAAUAACGUUAAGAUUUUGAGCGAACCCGUCUCAAAAACGAAAGAACUUCUUUCCGAAGGUGAGAAAAAAGGUGAAACUGAUAAGGAUGAUAACGAAUUGGAUGAAGAGCUCUCCUGUGAAGGAGAACAUUUGGAAGGAGAGUACGUUAAAACAUUGAAACCAUUGUCGAAAAAUGAUAGUAGUCAAAGUAUACAUACGAGAGAAUACGUAUUACAAACAUUAAUAGGCUCGUUGGAUUCCUUAAAGGCUGAAGAUGAUUUUGAAUCGCAACAAGUUAUUAAGAAAGAGUUGGAAUGCCUGAAGGAUUGGUUAAUCUGUGAACCUCACGAAGAUGUUAUCGGAAAAUUAAAAGAACUUUAUUAUCGUGCUAAAAACGAAGCUCAAAGGAUUCAAGAACUCCACGAAGAAUUAGUUAUCUUAAAAGAGAAAUAUAAUAUACUUAUCGAAGAAAAAACUGACCUCUCUAAAAAGUAUACAACCCUAAAAGCACAAUGUGGUGAUUUGUUAAAUACAACUUAUACAGUACCGAUACACUACGUAGCACCCAUUGUCAUUAUGUUAAUAUGGAUGCUGGUAGAAAAGUUUUUUUAAUCUUUCUUUCUCCUCUUUUUGUAUAUACCUUUUACGAUUAAUUAAUAUUGUAUUGUAAUUAAUAUUAAUAUUGUAUUUCUUUCUUUAUCGCUAGUUUGUUAAAAAGCUUCUGAGUAAACGGAAUAAAAGAAAUCGAGUGGUGUGUAAUUUCAACAAAUAAAUUUUUAUAUGGACAAAAUA